Megachile rotundata (alfalfa leafcutting bee) is the source of this 2831-nucleotide messenger RNA. Its product is annotated as sodium-independent sulfate anion transporter. The record is from RefSeq and is a predicted model, not a curated record. NCBI's taxonomy places the organism in Eukaryota, Metazoa, Arthropoda, Insecta, Hymenoptera, Megachilidae. Gene Ontology annotation, biological process: transmembrane transport. Gene Ontology annotation, cellular component: membrane.
AUUGUUAUGUUCUUUCUAAAUGAUUGUUAAAAUUGAACUGUGAUACUUUGAGUUAACUGUCGCGUGAAAAUCUAUAUAAAAUCUUUCUUCGUGUGACCGUGUAACACUUUUUUAACGUGUAUACGAUAGUUGUCAAUGGAAAGGGUCAAGUAGCUAUAUUCCUUUAAUAAAGCACGUUGGCCUCGUUAAUAAAUAGCAUUUGAACAAUGUUGAGAAUUACUGUACAGCCGAAAUGUUCAACGAUUCGUAAAAUAGCAAAAAACCACCUUCACUCGUUACAGUCAUAAUCACCGAUUAGAAUUAAAAUGAAAUUACAUAAAAAUAUUAAAUGCACUGCUACCAUGCGUGACAGUGUUGUACCGAGUUAGAAAUACUAUAUAAAUUCAGGAUGAUAAAAGUUGUAUGGAGUAGGAGAUACAUUGAUAAAAUUAUCGACUUAUUCAAUUCAUAAUUUCUUCGACAUUUGUUUUUGUCUUCUUUUUUAUAAAUCGAAGUUGAGUUUUUAUAUGGAGGACGAUAAUUCUGUUUUCGUCAAGAAUUUUUAUUUAUCAUAGUUUAUUGAAUCGGUGGAACGUUAAGAUUAUUCAUACACGUGAUUACUCUCGAGUUUAUUAGUCUGCAAAAAGUAUGAAGGCUAGCAGUAAGUUUUCCUCCGCAAAUGUGAGACCAAUUUUGCGUUCUGUUCGGGUAUAUAAGUAACGGAAAGGCCUUCGACGCCUUUCAGUUCUUUGUUAUAUCGUGAAAUGAAAACAUUGAAAAUUUAGAAUCAGAUAUCCUUUUCGCUUUAUUCGUAUCGUCACGACUUCCGAUAGCACGGUGACCAACUGAAAAUAUAAAAGUUGCGUGGGAAGCUGUUGCGCUUCGGUGAAAGUUCCGACUUUCACAGGAACAUUUUCUAUAAUGGGCCUUGAAACAAUGGACGAGAAAAAAUGGCAAUUGAAAAGCGGUCGAUUAACUAAAUUUAUUAGAAAACGAAUACCGAUCGUGGACUGGUUACCAAAAUAUAAUUCGGAAAAAUUUUUAAAUGAUAUCAUUGCCGGCGUUACCGUCGGACUUACCGUUAUGCCUCAAGGACUAGCUUAUGCAACGUUAGCUGGAUUAGCACCUCAGUAUGGACUGUAUUCUGCAUUUAUGGGUGCCAUGGUGUAUAUAAUAUUUGGUUCAUGCAAGGAUAUUACAAUUGGCCCCACUGCACUUAUGGCAUUGAUGACUCAUGAAUAUGUACAGGGUAGAAAUGCUGAUUUUGCAAUAUUGUUAGCUUUUUUGUGCGGCUGUUUGCAACUUUUAAUGGCUUUCCUUCAUUUAGGUGUACUUAUAGAUUUUAUAUCGAUCCCAGUCACAGUUGGUUUCACCUCAGCCACAUCUGUUAUAAUUGUAGUUUCUCAGCUCAAGGGACUUUUAGGAUUAAAAAUUUCUUCUCAAGGAUUCUUAGAUACUUUAACAAAAGUAAUCCAGAAUAUCCACAGUACCAGUUUAUGGGAUACUGGCAUGAGCUUCACUUGCAUCAUUGUUUUGCUGCUGUUUAGGAAAUUGAAAGACAUCAAAUUUGGAUCCAGUAAUGAAAAGCCACAUAAAUAUCAGAGAAUACUAUUAAAAAUAAUAUGGUUGAUAGCAACAGCUAGAAAUGCUCUUGUUGUUAUUGUUUGUUCUACCAUAGCUUACAUAUUUAAUUCUGCAGAUUCUGGUUCUCCAUUUAUUCUUACUGGUCCUGUGAGAUCUGGUCUUCCACCUUUUGGUUUACCCCCUUUCUCUACGCAAGUUAAGAAUCAGACAUUUGGUUUCAUUGAAAUGUGUUCAGAAUUAGGUACAUCCAUAGCAUUGGUACCUGUGAUCGGGGUCCUUGGAAAUGUAGCAAUUGCAAAAGCUUUUGCAAAUGGUGGAAAAGUAGAUGCUACUCAAGAAUUAAUUACUUUGGGAAUUUGUAAUGUGCUUGGAUCUUGUGCAAGCUCUAUGCCAGUUACAGGCUCUUUCAGUAGAUCUGCAGUGAAUCAUGCAAGCGGUGUAAAAACUCCAAUGGGUGGUUUGUACACUGGAGUAUUAAUACUAUUGGCUUUAGGGUUACUCACACCAUAUUUCUACUUCAUACCAAAGGCUUCUUUAUCAGCAGUCAUUAUUUGUGCAGUAAUAUAUAUGAUUGAAUAUGAAGUUAUAAAGCUUAUAUGGAAAAGUAGCAAAAAGGAUUUAAUUCCAAUGUUUGUUACAUUCUUGUUCUGUUUGAUUAUUGGAGUGGAAUAUGGAAUCUUACUAGGUGUAGGAACAAACCUUGCAUUCUUAUUAUAUCCUUCUGCACGACCUACGGUUCACGUUGAUAAGUGUACAACUGCUUCUGGAAUUGAUUAUUUGCUAGUAACACCUGGGAACAGUCUUUACUUCCCUGCCGUAGAUUUUAUUAAAAAGUCAGUUGGAAACGUUGCUAUAAAGCAGGGUUUCAGUCAACUUCCAGUCGUAGUUGAUUGUAGAUACGUCCUCGGAGCUGAUUUUACUGCUGCUAAAGGAAUAGCUACGUUGAUAAAUGAAUUCAAUAGUAGAAAACAGGCUUUAUAUUUCUACAAUCCACGAUCGGAUGUUAUAGCCGUUCUUAAGGGAGCUUGCGGAGAAGAGUUUCAAUACAUAUCGACUCAAGACGAACUUUCCUACAUGUUAACAACUUGUCAAGAUAAAUCGUCGCAACAGCUUUUAGAAAUAACACGCGAUAAAUCUCACGAACCUUUGAUGCUAAACAAUCUCGAAGUUAUCCAUCGGACCAGGCGUUCGUGCCAAGAUCUGAGCGAAGUUACGACCACGUUGUUACACGCUACAGCUAGUUAAAAUAAUAAGAUGUACUUUAAUGA